AUGGCAGCGGUCAAGCUUCUUGUUGCAGUAGCUCAUACUACUGCUUGUCAAACCAUCUCUGUCAAUAUCAAGACGGAAGACUCUAUCGUGGAUCUUGUACGGAUGAAGCCUGGAACAGUGGCAAUUGUCCUCAGUUCUGUCAAGACAAUAACCCAGGAAACGGAAUACAGUAAGGCCGAUGUCGAACUAUUUACGCUCGCUCCGAUCUCAACAAUUGGUCAAAUCAUUAGCACAACCUUCUCGAAUUUCCAGGCCAGUCCUACUACGGCCCCCACAACGUCCAGGUCCUCUACUACUACCUCUUCCACUUCCACUCCGUCCAUUUCCACGACGACUGGGUCCACAUCUGAGGGAAACACCAGCUCUUCUCCAACAACAUCUUCCAGAACGAUUUCGGACACCUCAUCCUCGACUGGCACCGGGACAGCCGCCGGAGCUUCGGCGACAGGAUCUGGCGAGUCUGGAGGUGGAGGUGGAUCGAACACCGGUGCGAUUGCCGGGGGUGUUGUGGGAGGACUUGCGGUUCUGGGCGCUAUCGGCCUUGGAGCAUGGUGGUUGUUCGUGCGCAAGCGCAACGAUAAAUCUGGGGCGGCUGCUGUUGCACCUACGUCCCCGAACGACAACAAAGAGCAUUAUCAGUACUACGGAGGUCCUCAGGGAGGAUACUAUCAGAGCGCUCCACAACACGAACCGCGCGAGAUGGAUGGUGGUCAGACAAUGAUCCCGCAUGAGAUGGAUUCCACACCUCAAAGACAACAACCCAACGCUUGGCAUGAACUACCAGCCGAAUCAAUGCCUCGCCGAUGA
Messenger RNA from Exophiala bonariae, 807 nucleotides. RefSeq lists its product as uncharacterized. Lineage: Eukaryota; Fungi; Ascomycota; Eurotiomycetes; Chaetothyriales; Herpotrichiellaceae. The record is from RefSeq and is a predicted model, not a curated record. Bases 1 to 807 code for a protein of 268 amino acids. The transcript has 3 exons.